Messenger RNA from Owenia fusiformis, 1379 nucleotides. The record is from the annotation of a GenBank genome assembly. NCBI's taxonomy places the organism in Eukaryota, Metazoa, Annelida, Polychaeta, Sabellida, Oweniidae.
UGCUGAUAUUGGCGGAUCGGGACAGUUAUGAGAAGAUUAAAUUCACGCUCUAAAAAUUUCGCCAUGAUUGACCUAAUUCUGGAGUGGAUUUCUUUCGAAAGUUUGCCUGCCAGUUUGGGUCGUUUAGGGUUGUGAUGGAGAAUAAUAUGAAGGUCUUUCGGGAAAGACGUAGUUCUUAUUAUGGAAAUAUGCCGAUUGAAUAAGGAUAUCUCAUCUAACUAAGUUAUUCAGCGUUAGAUUGAUGGGUUGGUCGUUUCCAUUUUUUCGAAAUUUUUGAGGUGGACUUCUUCCCCGAUUAUUCUUUUCAAUUUAGUCGCAUUUUUCAGCUUUUCAGUUAACGUUGAUAAACUUGGAACAUUACAGUUAGAACUGGGGCGUAUGGUUAUAAUCAUUCAGUUUAAGAUGGGAUGUUCAUCGACUGAAAAGCAAAUUCAACAUAAGCAAGUUUUGGCACGCGACUAAAGCGUGAUAGCGAAGCGGGCAUUGGCCAAUUGUGGGUUGUCGGCCUUUCCGGAAAUUGUCGGUAUUUUCCGGAAAAAAGAUGGCUGCGCCCAUAUUCUUUCUACGAAAUAUUUGUUUUCGUGUAAUUUCUAGACGGGAAGGCGUUACUAUGAGGUUUUUAAGAGAAUGAAACGAUAAAUAUGAUGCUCCGCUGUGGGUUUUAGAAAGUUGAACAGGCAAACCCGUUUACGACUUAGAACAUGGGCCUAAGUUGUUGUAUUUUUAUAAAAAAAUAAAAUGAUUUUUGCAGUGAAGUUUGGCAAUGAGUGCUCCGAGGGUGCUGUUGUUCGGGCAUAGUCUAGUAAAGAGAAUAGAGGUACCCAGUGAUUCUUUCUCUGCAGAAACCUUGAAGAAAUGUCCACCAUCACUGGAUUUGAAUGAGAAGCAAUGCAUGUUGACAUAUGAAGGAGUGCCAGGGGGUAAUUUUAAAAAAUUGAAUGAAAGUGCGAUUUGGAAAUCUAUGAACAAUUUCGACGUGGUAGUUGCUCAGAUAGCUGGUAAUGAGAUUGACAAUUUUGCAAUGUCAGAGGAGAGAAUUACUGAGGUGUUUCAUGGGACUAUAGACAUGAUUCAUAGGAUUCGGCGGCGAGUUGCUAAAGUAGUCCUGUGCAAGCUAUUUUAUAGACGGAUGUCUCUGGCACGUUCUUCAAGAAUACGAUCUUUACAGCAGCAAGUGAGUUACAACAACAAUGUUGACAGAGUAAAUAGGAGGUUAGCUCAGGUGCUAGACCAUUCAACGGGUACCUAUUUUUGGAAGACAAAGGGACAAGUGAUGAAUGGCCUUGACAUGUUAGGAGAGGAUGGUACCCACUUUUCCGAAGAUGGGCACUAUAAGUAUUGGAGGUCAUUGAGGGGAGCGGUGAUGCAUGGCCUCACAA